Molecule: messenger RNA, 731 nt
Organism: Hibiscus syriacus
Lineage: Eukaryota; Viridiplantae; Streptophyta; Magnoliopsida; Malvales; Malvaceae
Product: Fanconi anemia group D2 protein-like
Exons: 3
Coding region: 72-695 (207 amino acids)
Biological process (GO): homologous chromosome pairing at meiosis; interstrand cross-link repair; double-strand break repair involved in meiotic recombination
Cellular component (GO): nucleus; condensed chromosome
Molecular function (GO): DNA polymerase binding
Source: RefSeq, a predicted model, not a curated record
GACCCGCUAGAAAUGAAAGCUUAGUUCGACAUAUUUUGCUGGUUGCACCAAUUCAAUUAGACCUUCAAAUUAUGCUCCUUGAGAAACUUCCUGAAUAUUUUGACACGGUUUCCGGAGAUUCCGAAACGUCAUUGUCCCUUGAAGACGAUGUUGCUAGGCUUAUCAUUAAUCAGUUUCGGUGGCUUGAUUUUGUUGUUGAUCCUAGUUCCUUCACGGAUAAGUUAUUGCAAGUGCUUUCCAUUUGCCCUUUACACUUGAAAAAAGAGAUAAUUGGAUCAUUGCCUGAGAUCAUUGGUGAUCAGAAUAACAAGACUGUGGUUGAUUCCCUUGAACAAAUGCUUCAUGAGGACCCAUCUGUAAUUGUUCCUGUGCUCGACUCUUUUUCAAAUCUUAAUUUGGACCAUCAGUUGCAAGAACAGGUCAUAACUAUAGCACUAUCAUGCAUUAGAACAAUUGAUGCGGAGCACAUGUCAUGUCUGAUUCAAUUUUUACUACUCUCUGCCACACAACUAAAUGUUCGCAGGAUAAUCUCACAGAUACGUGAGCAUUUACAGUUUGUUAGGAUACCACAUAAUCGCACAAUGCAAAAGAAUAAACUCAAAGGGAAAUUGCUUGUUGACAACACUGAGGCAUCCAUUCUAGAUGCAUUGCGAUCUAGCCUUCAAUUUAAGAGUCUACUCUGUCAAGAGAUUUAGAAGGAAUUGAAUGGCCUUGAAAAACCUCGAGAUCAC